AGUAGUCACGGUUUAGGAACAUGUAUGCAUUCAUUGAUUUUCAUUCAGGAUGCUUGUUGAAAAUACUUAUUGAAAAUCUUCAUCUGCGUAGACGGCAAAGCUUUGUCAUAGAAUUGACUCGAAUACACAAUAUUAAUGACACAAUAAUUACACAAAUACGAACACAACACCACAUAGAGACAACGCCAUGUUUCCCUAUCUGAGGAGUCAGGGUCAACGUUUUAACCUCCAACUUCUGCAGGAGGCCGCUUACCGUGAGCUUGUACAACACCUGGACCGGAUCGAGGGUUCAAUAAUCAUCGUGCUUGAUGAGGCAAUGAUUGGGCCGUUCGAGCUUGUAACGAAGCCAAAACUCUUUAGUGAGCGAACCAUUAGGAGUGUAGCUCUCAAGCCGGACUUGGUCUUGCCCAAUGAUAUCAGAAACAUCGUCUACAUUCUGCGACCGAGGAUCUCGCUUAUGGAUCAACUGGUGGGUCACGUCAAAUCUAAUGAUCAAGUCGGUCGGCGCCAGUUCCAUAUUCUUUUUGCGCCACGACGAUCUUGCCUAUGCGUUAACCAGCUGCAGAACAAAGGCGUGAUCAGCAGUUUCGGUUGCAUUGAUGAGCUGUCCUGGAGCUUUCUUCCGCUAGAUGCGGAUGUGGUGACAAUGGAGAUACCUAAUGCCUAUCGCGACGUAAGCAUCGAUGGCGACACAAGCUCUCUGUACCAGGUUGCUAUUGGUCUCGUUCAGUUGCAGCGUCUUUAUGGCCGCAUUCCAAAGAUCUACGGAAAGGGUGCCCAGGCUCAACGCGUUUGGGAUCACGCCAAACAUCUGGGAAUAGAGGAGAAGUCGGUAUACAAUGGCGACAAAGGCGCCAUCGAUCAGUUGAUACUGCUGGAUAGGGGCAUCGACCUGCUCAGCCCCUUGGCCACACAGCUUACUUAUGAGGGCCUCAUCGACGAGUUCUACGGCAUUCGGCAAAACAAGCUUACCCUCCCAGCCGAGUUUUUUCCCUCAGAUAAGACAGCAGAUGGCCGUAAACCUGAUGAACACUUUCCCGAGACUUCGAAAAUGAAAACCAUCUUGGUGCACUCUGGGGAGCAGCUGUAUGCGGAGCUGCGUAACAAAAACUUCAACGAAGUAACCAAACUGCUUGCCCGCAAAGCCAGGGAGAUCCACACCCAGAUGCACGCCACGUCACAGGACAAGACCGUACAGGAGAUCAAGAGUUUCGUGGAGAACGUGUUACCCCAGCUGAUGGCCCAGAAGAAGUCCACCUCAGAGCAUACGGCCAUAGCCGGCCUUAUCCACGAACAGGUGAAUGCCGCCACCUUCACAGACGAUCUGGCUGCUGAACAAGAGUUCAUGGUCUGCGCCGACAUUGACAAGCCCAGUGCGUACAUCGAGGAUAAAAUAGCCAGUAAGGCCGAUAUACGCAACGUGAUGCGCCUUAUUUGCUUGCAGUGUGCCGCCGCCUCCGGUUUCAAGGAUAAGCUGCUCAUCCACUACAAACGUGAGGUUGCCCAGGUCUAUGGUCUUGAAAAAUUACUCAGCUUCAGUAACCUAGAGAUGGCCGGCCUACUACACCCGCAGACAGAUUCACGGGCAUAUGCUGUACUAAGAAAGACGCUACAUCUAACCGUGGAGGAUAAUGUCGAGGUAGAUCCGAAGGACAUAAGCUAUGUGCAUAGCUUCUAUGCUCCGCUGACCGCUCGCCUGGUGGAACUUUCUUUAAAGCCGCUUGGCUGGCAGACACUGAAGAGUCAGAUUAACAAUCUGCAUGGGCCGACCUUUGAGGACUUUCAAGCGCAACUAAUCGGAAUAGGCGGUCGGCAUGCAGGCUCCACAGUCAGUGAGGGCUCGCUGCUGCAUGUUCCGCGAGUUGUACUGGUCUGCUUCGUAGGAGGAUGCACGUUCGCGGAGAUUGCUGCCCUGCGGUUUUUAGCCGACCAGGAGGAUAACAAUGUGGACUUUCUGAUCGCAACCACCAAUAUCAUUAACAAGAACACAUUUCUUGAUAGCCUGAUAAGCGCCUGAACGCGACGCUUCAAGUUAUCGUGCAUGACCACUUAUCGACUAUGUUUGGAUACAUGCAUGACCAAUACGCAACCGGACCCUUAAAAAUAAGCUUUUAAUGUAGUUAAAAAUUUUUAUUAGUUUUCCUUAGGUUUCGAUAUAUUUUUCGUUUAUGACGCCUAUUCAUACAUUAUAUUUAUAAUAAAUUGAAAUGCAUCAAAAUAAGUA
Molecule: messenger RNA, 2224 nt
Organism: Drosophila obscura
Lineage: Eukaryota; Metazoa; Arthropoda; Insecta; Diptera; Drosophilidae
Gene: car
Product: vacuolar protein sorting-associated protein 33A
Exons: 2
Coding region: 188-2017 (609 amino acids)
Biological process (GO): vesicle-mediated transport; intracellular protein transport
Cellular component (GO): CORVET complex; lysosome
Source: RefSeq, a predicted model, not a curated record